AUGACCCCCAAAUUGGAGCAACAAGAAAGUGAAGAGAAAGUGCCUUUUGCAGCCAGGGAGCGAAUUCCCGGCCAGGCCAUCUCACCCACACCGAGGCGCCCCAACUAUUUCUUCCCUUCUCCUCUACGGAACACCCCGAGUCCAGCUGCAUCGUCCUGUCCUCCGAGGCCCAAGAAAGCAUCUGGAAACGGAUUUUUUCCAGACCAAGUUUCCAUCCUGCAGCGCCUAACAGGGCUCUUUCCAGGCCGCCUCUCCACCCACACCGCCCCCCAACCUUCCCCAGCCGGAGAGAGGCUGGCUGUUCCGCACCAAGCGGGAACCGGGGUGCAGGCAGGGCCGGGCAGCGCAACAAAAGCCUCGGCCUUGGGUCGGACAGGGCGAUGCCCGGACAGACGCCUUUGUGCCCGGCCCCGGCCCCCCACCCCAACCCUGCAUUCCACCGAGCUGCGCCCAGCCGCCCGCGCCCCGGCCCCGGCCUCGGCCUCGCAGGCGGCGCUGCUGGCCUUUGGGCCCGAGCCAGCAUCAUCUCGCUCCCCGCCGAGGCGGCCGGGCCGGGCCGGGCCGGGAAGAGCCCUCUGCGCGCGGGCCGCUACGCCCCGGCCGGCCGGCCGCUCCGCGAGCCCCGGGCACCUCCCCGGACAGGAGCCCACCUGCCGCCUCUGCCCGGCCUCCCUCGCUCGGGUCCCGCAGCCGCUCGCGCCGCUCCGUCCGCCCGCGCUCGGGUCAGCACACGCCCCCGGCCCGGCCCGGCCCGGCCCGCCCGGCCCACGCCACACCCCAGACCUAGCCGCGCCCUCCCAGCCGCUCCGCCCGCUGCAACUCCCGUCUACGCUCCUGGCCUUCCGUCCUGUUCGCUUGCUUGCUUGUUUGUCUGUUUACUUGCCGUACCUGGCGGUGCUUAACGGUUCCCCCCGGCUUCUGGCGGGUCUGGGGUGUCCAGAGAUGGAAUCCAGGGAACCCAAUGCAAGUCAAACCCUUCUAACAGACCCCCAGCCCCAUCUCUCCAAGCCACAUCGCUUUGCCAUUUCUUUUGUCAGCUAA
Messenger RNA from Suncus etruscus (white-toothed pygmy shrew), 1041 nucleotides. RefSeq lists its product as uncharacterized. The transcript has 2 exons. Bases 1 to 1041 code for a protein of 346 amino acids. Lineage: Eukaryota; Metazoa; Chordata; Mammalia; Eulipotyphla; Soricidae. The record is from RefSeq and is a predicted model, not a curated record.